Molecule: messenger RNA, 3297 nt
Organism: Cornus florida
Lineage: Eukaryota; Viridiplantae; Streptophyta; Magnoliopsida; Cornales; Cornaceae
Product: factor of DNA methylation 4-like
Exons: 6
Coding region: 303-950 (215 amino acids)
Biological process (GO): gene silencing by siRNA-directed DNA methylation
Source: RefSeq, a predicted model, not a curated record
GGGUACGUCUGUCACUCCAUCUAGUACUACUACUACUGUUGAGCGUCUCUUUUUUUUUUUUUUUCCGGAAAAGCUGUUCAGUGUCCAGUUGUCUAACUGAAUCAUUCAUUUCGCACUUUGAUAAACAAAGCCAUUGAUGUGUGACUCAGACCUUGCUGUGCAACAAGUUAACACCGUCUCUGCUCAAGCAAUACCUUUUCAACCCUAAAUUUCUAAUCACAUUUCAAACUCACCCAUCAAAAUCUUGGAGCUCAAUCCUUGACGAACAAUUGCAUUCUCAGAAAACUCAGUUACACAUUCAAAUGGAAACAGAAAAACUACUAAGAUUAUGCAGAUCUGUUGUGAGCCUUACCAAGGAGAUCGAUAAUAAAAAUCAAAGGCUGUGUGAAAUGGAACACAAGUGUAAUCAAAGGCUGCUGGAUAUGGAGCACAAGUAUAAUGAUUCAUCUUCAACUCUAAGCAGACUUGUUUUGGACCUUACUAGAGAGAUUGAUAUAAAAGAUCAAAUGUUUUCAAUAAUGGAGCAUAAGUAUAAUGAGGUCUCUGCAACUAUUAGUGGGUUGAUAGAGGACAAGAAGAGGUUGCAUGAAGCAUACAGUGAAGAACUGAGACAGAUGAAUCUCAUGAGACUACAGAAUACAAAACUGGAGCAUGAGCUGGAAUAUCUAAAGGGAGAACUAGAGAACGAUGCCAAAGAACAGGAGAAGUGUAGUGCCCAGAUUGAGUUGGAGCAGAGAAAGUUGAUUGUUGAGAAGGAGAAAUCAACGAAUGCUGUAGAAACUAAUGAUAAUGAUGCCUUGAGAAAUGAAUUGGAGGAAAAAGGAGAUGAAUUGCAUCAUAUGGAAAGCCUUAUUCAAACUCUGAUACUUAAAGAGCGAAUAAGUAACGAUGAGCUGCAAGAUGCUCGCAAAGAAGCGAUAAGGAGAUUGCAAGAUAUGCUGAAUAACUGAUCAACACUAGUAAUAAAAAAUAUGGGUGAGGUUGAUCAAAAACCUUUUCAAGAUGUGUGCUCGCGGAUGUACUCAAGUGAAGACUGGGAGGAGAUAUCUGCUCAACUAUGUUCUUUGUGGGAAGGAAAUGUGAAGGAUCCUCACUGGCAUCCUUUCAAGAAAAUCAUUAUUGAUGGCAGACUGCAAGUAUGUCUGCUUACAAACCAUAUAUAUGUCCGUGUUAUUAUUACAUGUUGGUAAAAAUCAUCAGCAUAUCUCCGAAAUUAUCCCAUUUUCUGGAGCCCAUACGGUAAAGAAGUUAUUUGUCAUCUUCUAUGGACUUUUCUAAAUGUGUAAACUACCUGUGUCAAAUACACUUGGAUAUGGCCAUGAGAUAUAUAUUUGACUUAUCUGUUGGACAUGUAAGCGUAUCUCAUAAUUCAAGUUUAGAAAUAUGUUCACAAAAUUAUCUUUUUAUAUUUGUUUUGUUCCAGUAUUGCUUCAUAUUCCAUAAUGAAUAAGAUCAAUAUAGAGCCCUAUAUAAUUAAAUAUUUGACCGCCACCCUAUGUCCUUGAAGUUGACGAUUUUGAUAAAUAGAACACUUAGAGAUAGCCACCCGGCACGUUUUCCCGGGUCAUGUUGUAUAGGUAAUAGAAUUUCUAACAUGGAUACACCUGAUGAGAGCAGACAGUGGAAAGAUCGAAAUACUAUGAAUUUGCAUUAGACUUCAAAAUGAGGAAUUCAUUUAUCUUUUUGUUCGUUUUACUUCAGCAUUUAAAUUUUUUAGAAAGACUCCUAUUAUGACAAAAGGGAAAAUGGUAUUUUUUGGGUGUCCUUUGAAAAUUUUAUUUUGCUCGAUCAUGUUGUAAGAAAGAAAUCCAUGGUUUAAAAUCGGCUCAGGCUGGAAAAAAGUAAACGAGCUCCACGAUUUGUCAGAUUGUAUCAAUUUUAAGAAUUCAUCACUAAAUUUGCUGCUAUUAAUAUUUAUAGACACACACACAUGAAUAAAUAUUUGGGUAAUCAUAUGCUUACUUAAUUUACUUAAUUUACAUUUGGUGUUCAAUAAUAAUCUUGAGAAGUGCAGGAAAUAAUAGAUGCAGAUGAUGAGAAGUUGAAAGAAUUAAGAAAUAAAUGGGGUGAGGAGGUUUACAAUGCUGUAGCCAAUGCAUUGGUGGAACUGAACGAGUACAAUCCUAGUGGGAGGUAUGCAGUUCCUGAAAUUUGGAAUUUAAAGGAGGGAAGAAAAUCCAGUUUGAAAGAGAUCAUUCAAUACAUAAUCAAGCAAUGGAAAACUCACAAGCAUAAAAGGAAAUGGAGCUAACCUUAGCAUUUUUUCUUUCAUGGUGCUAGGGGGUGUAUUCAUGAUUUACUUGUGUAGGUGUGUCCUGCUGUUUUUUACAAGAUUUUUCAACCAAAUGGUUUGAAGUUUGAGGAAAUCAAAGGAGAAAACAACUGCCAUCUUCACUAUUUGUUGGGAAGCUUACAAGUUAACUAGCUGUGUUAUCCAAAAUUUUGCAGUGGUUGGAGCUCGAGCCAGAUCAAAAAUUCGAUUCCAUCCAGGUUGUGAAACAGAACUUCUAUUAAUCGUCAACGGUUAUCUCAGGUGUGGCAGGUUUAACUUUGUGUAGGAUAUAAAUCGAUAGUUAUCUAAUCCUAGCUCAGGUCAGGGAGGUUCUGACUUUGUGUUGAUGCAAGUAGAUAGUUAUUUAAUCCUUCGUAAAAUAUGUUUGUCUUGUCUGCAGAAAUGCUUUAAAACAGGGGUACAGAGGUGUUUAGAAUGGUAGGAACGCUGGGGACGAACUAAUUUUAUAGGUUUUUCAGUUUCUUGCAGAAGGAAUUUCCCUACAUAGAAUUAUAAAAAGUGGUUUAGUUUUGGUGUUUUCUGGGAACAAAAUAUUUGCUUGAACAUGAAUUGUACAGAGUGGGUAUAGUGGAAGCUACUUUUUUGGGCACCUUAUGAUGCAAUUGCCUUAAUAACUAGGUCUUUUCUGAAGUGGUUGGUUGAUCACCAUACCAUCUUUGUUCCUUUUUGUUGUUUAUUCACGUUUAUGUAUUGAAAGGCUCAAUUAUGGGUAGCUUUUGAACUCCAGAAUUGGGGUGUUUGGUAGUGUCUCUCUUAGAACUGUUUCUGUUCAAAGACAGUUUUGAAAAUGCGUUUGGCAGAGCAUUUUUCAGAAAAUUUCUUGAGAGGGUCUGCAUUUAGAAAAUUUAGUAAACCAUUGAUAUGAAACCAAGCUUUGGCUAGCCUAAGGCCCAAUCUAAAUAUUAUGUUUGGCGGCACCAAAUCGACGCCUUGAAUUUGGGAUCAAAAAAAGUUUAGUAAAAAUUUUAACUAAACUUCUUUCAAUCUCAAAUUCAAAACACUGA